UCUGGCCUAGUUGGCUUGGGCGCGCGCAGCCAUCCCGGGCCUCGCCGGGGACCGCAGGAGGCAGGGAGCGCCUGCGCCCGCUCACCAUGGUCGAGGGACGCGUCUCCAAGUUCCUGCAGAAACUCGGCUUCUCGGGUGGGGGCCGCCAGUACCAGGCGCUGGAAAAGGACGAGGAAGAAGCCUUGAUUGAUGAACAGAGUGAGCUGAAAGCUAUCGAGAAAGAGAAGAAGGUGACAGCCCUGCCCCCCAAGGAAGCCUGCAAAUGCCAGAAAGAGGAUUUGGCCAAAGCGUUUUGUGUGGACUUAAACACUGGGCUGUCGGAGUUCUCGGUGACGCAGCGCCGGCUGGCCCAUGGCUGGAAUGAGUUUGUUGCUGACAACAGUGAACCUGUGUGGAAGAAAUACCUGGAUCAGUUUAAGAACCCCCUGAUCCUGCUACUGCUGGGCUCUGCCCUGGUGAGUGUCCUCACCAAGGAGUAUGAGGACGCCGUCAGCAUCGCCACGGCAGUGCUCAUUGUGGUCACUGUGGCCUUCAUCCAGGAGUACAGGUCGGAGAAAUCUCUGGAAGAGCUGACCAAGCUGGUUCCGCCAGAAUGUAACUGCCUAAGAGAAGGAAAACUCCAGCAUCUGCUUGCUCGAGAACUGGUUCCUGGAGAUGUCGUAUCUCUCUCGAUCGGAGACCGGAUCCCUGCAGACAUCCGACUCACUGAGGUCACGGACCUCUUGGUGGAUGAAUCCAGUUUCACUGGGGAAGCCGAGCCAUGCAGUAAAACAGACAGCCCCUUGACAGGCGGCGGGGACCUCACCACCCUCAGCAACAUCGUCUUCAUGGGGACCCUGGUGCAGUAUGGGAGGGGCCAGGGGGUCGUGAUUGGAACAGGGGAAAGCUCUCAGUUCGGAGAAGUGUUUAAGAUGAUGCAGGCUGAAGAGACACCUAAAACGCCUUUGCAGAAAAGCAUGGACAGGCUAGGAAAGCAACUGACACUCUUCUCCUUUGGCAUAAUCGGUCUCAUCAUGCUCAUUGGCUGGUUGCAAGGGAAACAGCUCCUGAAUAUGUUCACGAUUGGGGUCAGCCUGGCUGUGGCGGCCAUUCCAGAGGGUCUGCCCAUCGUCGUCAUGGUAACGCUGGUCCUGGGAGUGCUGCGGAUGGCCAAGAAGCGGGUCAUCGUGAAAAAGUUACCCAUCGUGGAGACUUUAGGUUGCUGCAGUGUUCUCUGUUCCGAUAAGACGGGUACUCUGACUGCCAACGAAAUGACAGUGACCCAGCUUGUAACGUCAGAUGGGCUUCAUGCCGAGGUCAGCGGAGUUGGGUAUGACGGUCAAGGGACUGUGUGUCUUCUACCAUCCAAGGAAGUCAUUAAGGAAUUUUCCAAUGUCUCAGUAGGAAAGUUAGUGGAGGCGGGCUGUGUCGCCAACAACGCGGUCAUCAGAAAGAACGCCGUGAUGGGACAGCCCACCGAGGGUGCCCUGAUGGCCCUGGCAAUGAAGAUGGACUUAAGUGAUAUUAAAAAUUCAUACAUAAGAAAAAAAGAGAUUCCAUUCAGUUCAGAGCAGAAGUGGAUGGCGGUGAAAUGCAGUCUGAAGACUGAGGAUCGGGAAGACAUUUACUUCAUGAAGGGGGCCUUGGAAGAGGUGAUCCGCUACUGCACCAUGUACAACAACGGAGGCAUCCCACUGCCGCUGACACCCCAGCAGAGGUCAUUCUGCCUGCAGGAAGAGAAGAGGAUGGGGUCCCUCGGUCUGCGAGUUCUGGCUCUGGCUUCUGGGCCCGAGCUGGGGCGGCUGACAUUUCUGGGUCUCGUGGGCAUCAUUGACCCCCCAAGAGUUGGCGUGAAGGAAGCAGUUCAGGUUCUCUCCGAGUCUGGCGUGUCCGUGAAGAUGAUAACGGGAGAUGCUCUGGAGACGGCCUUGGCCAUAGGAAGAAACAUCGGCCUGUGCAACGGGAAGCUGAAAGCCAUGUCUGGGGAGGAGGUGGAUAGCGUGGAGAAGGGCGAGCUGGCCGACCGCGUGGGGAAGGUGUCCGUGUUCUUCAGGACCAGCCCGAAGCACAAGCUCAAAAUCAUCAAGGCUCUGCAGGAGUCAGGGGCAAUCGUGGCCAUGACUGGGGAUGGGGUGAACGACGCAGUGGCCCUGAAGUCUGCAGACAUCGGGAUCGCCAUGGGGCAGACAGGGACGGACGUCAGUAAAGAGGCCGCCAACAUGAUCCUGGUGGACGAUGACUUCUCAGCCAUCAUGAAUGCGGUGGAGGAAGGCAAGGGGAUUUUUUACAACAUCAAAAACUUUGUCCGAUUCCAGCUGAGCACGAGCAUCUCCGCCCUCAGUCUUAUCACUCUGUCCACUGUGUUCAACCUGCCCAGCCCCCUCAACGCCAUGCAGAUCCUGUGGAUCAACAUCAUCAUGGAUGGGCCGCCGGCGCAGAGCUUGGGGGUAGAGCCCGUUGACAAAGACACCCUCAGGCAGCCACCGCGGAGUGUGGGGGACACCAUCCUCAGCAGAGCCCUCGUCCUGAAGAUCUUCAUGUCCGCAGUUGUCAUCAUCAGCGGGACCCUCUUUAUCUUCUGGAAGGAGAUGCCUGAAGACAGAGCGAGCACUCCCCGCACCACGACCAUGACCUUCACUUGCUUUGUGUUUUUCGAUCUCUUCAACGCCUUGACCUGCCGCUCUCAGACCAAGCUGAUAUUUGAGAUCGGCUUUCUCGGGAAUCGCAUGUUCCUCUACUCCAUCCUCGGGUCCAUCCUGGGGCAGCUGGCGGUCAUUUACAUCCCCCCGCUGCAGAGGGUCUUCCAGACGGAGAAUCUGGGAGUGCUCGAUCUGCUGUUUUUAACUGGACUGGCCUCAUCUGUCUUCAUGUUGUCAGAGCUCCUCAAACUAUACGAAAAACACUGUUGCAGCACCCAGAGAGUCCAGACGCACCAUGAAGAUGUGUAGUGGCCCUCACUCUGCGGCACCUUCCCUAACAUCUCGAUCUGGAUGUGCCUGUGGCCCCUGCGGUGUCUACUCUUCAGGGGAGACUUUUAGGACGGAUGCCGCAGCCUUCUGUCAGUGACUCAGGUUUUCCUCCUGGGAGCGCUGCAGGCAUCUCGUGGGCUCCAGGGACCCAGGUCCACAUCCAUCCAGCACUCCCACUGGCUCUGGGACAGACAGGGAGGGGCCUGUCCGGAAACAUCACACUAUUUAUUAAAUCACAAUGAUUUUUAUUAACCACGUCUAUAUAGGUAUCUGUGCCACAGCUUGCAGUAAGGCAGGCCACUCGUGCCAGAUACAUGGGGCUUCUGAGAGGUAGUGGGUAGGAUGGUCACUUGUCUGCCUGGAGGCCCCACCUCCUCAUCAUAAAAUGAGGGUUUUUUUAAAUAAAGUGCUAUGCCAGGGGCUAUUAUUCUUUUGACGUGUUUACCUAGGGUUUUUCAUACAAGGGGCCAGGUUGGAAACCCACAGCUGUGUGUUAAUGGCCACGUGGGGUGAGCAGCAAUCCAUCAUGAAUGGCCUAUGGGAAGGCUUUUGGAGAUAGAGUAGGGCUGGGCAUGGUGGCUUACACCUGUAAUCCCAGCACUUUGCAAGGCCAAGGCAGGCAGAUCACUUGAGGCCAGCCUGGCCAACACAGCAAAACCCUGUCUCUACUAAAAAAAAAAAAAAAGUAGCCAGGCCUGAUGAUGCGUACCUGUUAAUCCCAGCUACUCGGGAGGCUGAGGCACAAGCAUGGCUCGAGUCCUAGAGGCAGAGAUUGUACCAUUGUACUGCAGCAUGGGCAACAAAGCAAGAUUCUCUCUCAGAAAGUGGCCCUCCUCUCUGGAAUCAGGAACAGCAGUGUCUCCUGCUUCCUGCAGACGAGCUUGAUUUCCCACUGCCCCACAGACUUCCAAAAACGGAUCUGCUCUUCCACGUGGCAGAGGAGGUCACCAUGCUGUUCUUCUGCCUGAAGCCACGCUAGAACCACUAAAGAGAACCAGAAGGGGAACUCCGUCCCCAUCUCUCAGGAAAUGAGGCCAGAGAUAGAACCCCCCAGUUACUAGUCAGGCCUCACUAGAGAAACAGAACCAACAGGAUGGAGAGAGAUGCAGAGAUUUGUUUUAAGGAACUGGUUCAUAGGAUUUGUGGGGCUGGCAAGUCUAACAUCUUGAGGGCAGGCCAGCAUCCUGGAGACCCAGGGAAGAGCUGGGGACGCAGGCUGGAGGCAGAAUUUCCUCCUCCUCAAGUGAGUUCAGCCUUUUCCUCUUGUAGUCCUCAACUGAUUGGACGAGGCCCACUCACAUUACGAAGGAUAAUCUGUUUCACUUCAAAUCUGCGGACUUACAUGUUAGUCACGCAGUGCCAUCUAGACCAGUGUUUGACGAAAAUCAACUUGGCCUGGCCAAGUUGUCAGAUAAAAGUAACCAAUGCACCCAGCCACAGUAGCUAUGAAAAGGGCUACCAGGGGUGGUAACAGCUGGGUCGGACCAAGAUAAGGAAGGUCAGAGUGGACCCCCUGCCUGGGUUCCAGGCAGAGUCCAAAGUCCUCCAUGGUAGGAUUCAAAGCCUGGGAAGAAGCCCUUCUCCAACCCAACCUGUGACACCAGGGCCACAGGAGGAGAUGCAGAGACGGCCAUUCCUAGUGAGACGCAGACAUAGGGCUUGGCUGGGCUGGAGAAGAAACCUUUUGAGCAGUGGGGCUGUCUUCCCAGAAGCUGCCAACCCAUGGAACCACUAAGAGGUCAAGGCUGAAUUGUGCCACUUACACAGUCUGCUAAGGGGUGCUUCCCCCUGAGUCAGGGAUACUUUCUGCUCUACUUUUCAGGAUCCUUUGGCACGUUGCUGGCCCAAGAAACUUACUUCCCAUUCAAAAAUAAGUGAUCAAAAAACCAGGUUCGAUUGAUAUUCACAAUAACAACAAAAAUUACUCUUAACUCUUGCUUAUACCAUAUAAAACUUUAGGGAUAAAACUGUAAUAAGACACAAAAUGCUAACAAUAAAAUAUAAAUUAGACUA
Rhinopithecus roxellana (golden snub-nosed monkey) is the source of this 4961-nucleotide messenger RNA. RefSeq names its product ATPase secretory pathway Ca2+ transporting 2 (gene ATP2C2). Gene Ontology annotation, cellular component: endoplasmic reticulum; Golgi membrane; plasma membrane. Gene Ontology annotation, biological process: intracellular calcium ion homeostasis; manganese ion transport; calcium ion transmembrane transport. Gene Ontology annotation, molecular function: ATP hydrolysis activity; ATP binding; P-type calcium transporter activity. NCBI's taxonomy places the organism in Eukaryota, Metazoa, Chordata, Mammalia, Primates, Cercopithecidae. The record is from RefSeq and is a predicted model, not a curated record.